UCACUUCAGUCUUUAGUCUGUAGCUGAAUAAGAGGUGUAUAUUUCGGUUAUUUUAACGCAAACCGUAUGUUAGCAGUCGUUGUGUUUUCGUUUUGUGGUCGCUGGAUUCUGCUUAACAUAACAAUUUAACUUUCCUUGGUUCCAAAAUGUAGCCUCUUAUGGAAGAGGCGGCUUUAUAUUUAGUUAUGCCCGGUGUUUUCACUAAUGUUUCAAACUGUUGCUGGUGCCCAGUUCCAGUUAAUAGAAUCUGUGCAAACAUCGUCUUGUUCCACCGACGUCUUGGAAGACUUGAGACUUGGAGUAAAUAAUAUUCAGUUUAUUAACUAUCUUCAGUUACACUGGAAGGCUGUGCGGACGGGAGCCUCCAAAAUGGGAAAUACAUUGCGUCUUGUUUUUGUUUUUAUAUUCGCGUCGUUGAUUGUAAAAAGCGAAUCAGCCAAAAUUCUGGGUUUGUUCGCAACAUUUGGCAGAUCGCAUCUCAUAAUAGAUGAAGCGGUCAUGCAGCCGCUAAUUGAUAGAGGACAUGAUGUUACGAUCGUUACUACGUUACCUCUACACAGCCCAAUUAAGGGCUGUCGUCAUAUACAGUUAAACGUUCCGCCUCCACCGAAAAAUUUAAGAUCAGGUGCAAACAUGGAGUCCGGAAAAUUCACGAACAUGUGGCAAAACUAUAAGAAGUUCAUGGAGUUUUCUCUCCAAUAUGGCAAUAGAACUCUUAAUGAUCCAGCAAUGAGACAGCUAAUGAGCGAGGAGGUUUUCGACCUGGUCAUCCUCGAUGUUUACUUCAACACUUUUCAAAUUGGUCUGGCUGCCCAUUUCAAGUGUCCAUUUGUUUUCAUCAUAAUGCAACGGCCCAUCAAACUUUUCGGCGAUCUCGUUGGGAAUCCCUUGGAGCUGACUUACGUACCUAACGUGAUCAUGGGAAACAUACAACCGAUGAGUUUCCUAAAUAGAGUUAAGAACGUUUUAGCAACAUUUGUCGGAGAAUAUGCUUCAGCUUGGUAUCUAAACUACAGAAUGGAAGAGUUUUAUAACUACAACUUCCCAUCGGGACGAUUCCCCAGUUAUAAAGAAAUGAUCAGGAAUAUUUCACUUAUUUUGACCUGCAGCCAUUUCUCAGAAGGAACCGUGAGACCAAAUGUUCCAGCUGUGAUUGAGAUUGCAGGAAUUCAAGCGAAGUCGAAACCAUACCCACUUCCAAAAGACAUUAAGGAGUUUUUGGAUAGCGCUAAAGAUGGAGCAGUGUAUUUCAGUCUUGGUUCGAAUAUUCGCAGUGUUGAUAUGAAUUUAGAAAAAAUCAAAAUUCUCUACAAAGUUCUUUCUGAAUUGAAACAACGUGUUAUAUGGAAAUGGGAAGAAGGCGCACCUCCUGGCCGUGCAUCCAACAUUUUAUUCAAACAGUGGUUUCCUCAAGAUGAUAUUCUAGCACACCCCAACGUCAAACUGUUCAUCACACAUGGCGGACAUGGCAGCGUAGUUGAAUCGAAGUAUCACGGAGUGCCGAUGGUUGGUAUUCCACUUUUCUCUGAUCAGUUUUCGAACGUGAACGAUGUAGUGAAGGCUGGAUACGGUCUAAGCUUGAGAAUAGAAGAAAUUACUGUCGAGAAGUUUAGGUCUACUGUCGAGGAAGUCCUCUACAAUCCCACAUAUAGGAUCAAACUUCAGGAGUUUUCCCGAAUUUACAGAGAUAGGCCUAUGAGCCCCAAAGACACAGCCGCUUAUUGGAUAGAAUACGUUAUUAGACAUAGAGGUGCCAAGCAUAUGCAGAGCCCAGCUGUACACAUGAAUUUCAUUCAAUUGUAUGGGCUUGAUGUGUUUGCCUUUUUAUUUGUAAUACUUUAUGUAGUAUUUAAGGUUUUAUUCUUUGUGUUUAGGAAGGUCGUUCAUUUACUUUUCGGCAGAAAAUAUAAAAAUCAAAAGCAGGAUAGUAACAAGCAGAAGAAAAAUCAGUAAACGUCGACUUUGAAAUUUUGAGACUUUUGAGAUUUUUGAGACUAUUUUAAAUAAAUUUGUAUUUU
Messenger RNA from Hermetia illucens (black soldier fly), 2018 nucleotides. Its product is annotated as UDP-glucosyltransferase 2-like. Gene Ontology annotation, molecular function: UDP-glycosyltransferase activity. Bases 205 to 1953 code for a protein of 582 amino acids. The transcript is spliced from 4 exons. Lineage: Eukaryota; Metazoa; Arthropoda; Insecta; Diptera; Stratiomyidae. The record is from RefSeq and is a predicted model, not a curated record.